UCGGAGUUGCUAUAGAGGCGGGGAGACGGACAGAUUGGCUGCUCUGGGGUCGCACUUCCGGUCAUCUCCUGGGGAAACACGCAUUGUGAAGGCGUCACCCGCUAGGGUCUCCGGUGACCGGGACUGCGGCAGCGGCCCGGAGGGCGGGAUGUUCCGGGGUUUGAGCAGUUGGUUUGGCUUGCAGCAGCCAGAGACCGGUGACCGCCAGUCCGGGGAAGACGGGCAGCCUCAGGGAGACGGGCAGCCUAAGGGAGACACUGCACCCGAGCAGCGCUCCGAGGCGGUGGCGGAGCCGGCAGAGGGGGAGUCACAGCAAGCCGAGGACCAGGAGCUCCUUCACCAGGCCAAAGGCCUCGGCAACUACCUAUUCAAUUUUGCGACCGCUGCUACAAAAAAAAUAACUGAAUCAGUUGCUGAAACAGCACAAACGAUAAAGAAAUCAGUAGAAGAAGGGAAGAUAGAUGACAUCAUUGAUAAGACAAUUAUAGGAGAUUUUCAGAAGGAACAGAAAAAAUUUGUUGAGGAACAGCAUACAAAAAAAUCAGAAGCAGCAGUACCCCCAUGGGUUGAUAGUAAUGAUGAAGAAACAAUUCAACAACAAAUUUUGGCCUUAUCAGCUGACAAGAGGAAUUUCCUUCGUGACCCUCCGGCUGGUGUGCAGUUUCAUUUUGACUUUGAUCAGAUGUACCCCGUUGCCCUGGUCAUGCUCCAAGAGGACGAACUGCUGAGCAGGAUGAGAUUUGCCCUUGUUCCGAAACUCGUGAAGGAAGAAGUGUUUUGGAGGAACUACUUUUACCGAGUCUCCCUGAUUAAGCAGUCGGCUCAGCUUACAGCCCUGGCCGCCCAGCAGCAAGCCGUCAGGAAAGAGGGGAAGAGCCAUGGCGGAGAGGGUGCGUCGCCACUGACAGAGGCAGUACGGCCCAAAACACCACCUGUUGUAAUCAAAUCUCAGCUUAAAACUCAAGAGGAUGAAGAGGAGAUCUCUACCAGCCCCGUUGUCUCUGAGUUUGUCAGUGACGCCUUCGAUGCCUGUAACUUAAAUCAGGAGGAUCUGAGGAAGGAAAUGGAGCAGCUGGUGCUCGACAAAAAGGAGGAGACUGUACUAGAAGAGGAUUCUGCAGAUUGGGAAAAAGAACUACAACAAGAACUUCAAGAAUAUGAAGUGGUGACAGAAUCAGAGAAACGAGAUGAAAACUGGGAUAAGGAAAUAGAGAAGAUGCUGCAGGAGGAAAAUUAGCUGUUUCCCGAAAUAUAAGAAUAAUCCUUAACAUUCUGUAACUGACAUUAAAUUCUAGAUGGCAACACUCACUGAA
Molecule: messenger RNA, 1313 nt
Organism: Rhinolophus ferrumequinum (greater horseshoe bat)
Lineage: Eukaryota; Metazoa; Chordata; Mammalia; Chiroptera; Rhinolophidae
Gene: SYAP1
Product: synapse associated protein 1
Exons: 9
Coding region: 149-1237 (362 amino acids)
Cellular component (GO): synapse; cytoplasm
Source: RefSeq, a predicted model, not a curated record